This is a messenger RNA of Rhinocladiella mackenziei CBS 650.93, 1236 nucleotides long. RefSeq lists its product as uncharacterized. Lineage: Eukaryota; Fungi; Ascomycota; Eurotiomycetes; Chaetothyriales; Herpotrichiellaceae. Gene Ontology annotation, biological process: mRNA splice site recognition. Gene Ontology annotation, molecular function: mRNA binding. Bases 1 to 1236 code for a protein of 411 amino acids. The transcript is spliced from 3 exons. Gene Ontology annotation, cellular component: cytosol. The record is from RefSeq and is a predicted model, not a curated record.
AUGUCUUUCGAAUACGGUCAGUUUCCGAACGCUCAGCAAGAGGGUGCGCCAGGCCAGGUUCCUCCUCCCCAAGAUGGAGCGGCUCCGGGCCAGCCAACCGAUCCUUCUGGUCAGCCUCAGAUGCCAUUUCCGACCCCAGACGUGAAUGCUGCACCUCAGACCGGACCUGGCGGAGAACAAAAGACGACUCUCUGGAUGGGGGAACUGGAGCCGUGGAUUGAUGAGAACUUCAUUCGCAACCUUUGGUUCCAAAUGGGCGAGCAAGUCAGCGUCAAGAUGAUUCGCGACAAAUUCUCAGGCAGUAACGCUGGCUAUUGCUUCGUCGACUUCUCUUCCCCACAAGCUGCCGCCAAAGCGCUUCAACUCAGUGGACAACCCAUUCCAGGCUCGAGCCGUCCUUUCAAGCUGAACUGGGCUUCCGGUGGUGGUUUGGCCGAUCGACGUGACGACCGUGGUCCGGAGUAUUCCAUUUUCGUCGGCGAUCUCGGUCCAGAAGUCAACGAAUACGUUCUGGUCUCACUCUUCCAGAGCCGCUUCCCAUCCUGCAAGUCGGCCAAGAUCAUGACCGAUCCCCUUUCUGGGAUGUCUCGUGGCUACGGUUUCGUCCGCUUCUCGGAUGAGAGCGACCAGCAGCGUGCCCUAAGUGAGAUGCAAGGUGUCUACUGCGGCAAUCGUCCUAUGCGCAUUUCCACUGCCACCCCCAAGAACAAAGGAGGACCCAUGGGCGCUGCGGGAAUGGGCAUGCCGGGGACGGGCCCUUUGGGAUAUCCACCGAUGGGGGGACCUCCAAUGCCAUUUUACGGCCAACAGCAAACUCCUCAACCGAUGAACCAGUUUACCGACCCUAACAACACCACCGUUUUUGUUGGAGGACUUUCUGGAUAUGUCACCGAAGAUGAACUGCGCUCUUUCUUCCAAGGAUUCGGGGAGAUCACCUAUGUCAAAAUUCCACCUGGCAAGGGUUGUGGCUUUGUUCAAUUCGUUCAGCGUCAUGCUGCCGAGAUGGCUAUCAAUCAAAUGCAGGGUUAUCCUAUUGGGAAUUCUCGUGUGAGACUUUCAUGGGGCCGCUCACAGAACAACUCGGGGCCUGCAGGAACUCCCUACCGACCUGCUCCCCCCCCACCGAUUUACCCUUCCAUGGGCAUGCCUCCGCAGCACUCAUACGGCUACACGCCGAUGAAGGUUGGUCCAGUCCCCCCCCCCUUCCCAAAAAGUCAUGUCGCGGUACUGACCUGA